This is a messenger RNA of Strongyloides ratti, 1026 nucleotides long. Its product is annotated as Eb1. Bases 1 to 1026 code for a protein of 341 amino acids. Gene Ontology annotation, biological process: protein localization to microtubule plus-end; spindle assembly; regulation of microtubule polymerization or depolymerization. NCBI's taxonomy places the organism in Eukaryota, Metazoa, Nematoda, Chromadorea, Rhabditida, Strongyloididae. The transcript is spliced from 2 exons. The record is from RefSeq and is a predicted model, not a curated record. Gene Ontology annotation, molecular function: microtubule plus-end binding. Gene Ontology annotation, cellular component: microtubule organizing center; microtubule plus-end; cytoplasmic microtubule.
AUGGUUAAUAAUGUUUAUGCCACCUCUGCUAAUUUUUAUAACAUUUCUAGACAUGAACUUAUUGCAUGGGUCAAUUCUUCACUUCAAGCUAACUUAACAAAAAUAGAAGAAAUGUGUACAGGUGCCGCUUAUGCUCAGUUAACUGAUAUGUGUUUUAGAGGUAAAAUUCCACUUAAACGUAUAAAAUGGAAUUCUAAACAUGAAAUUGAUUGGAUUUCUAAUUGGAAAAUUAUUCAAACUUCUUGGAAAAAUAUUGGAAUUGAUAAACCUAUACCUGUUGAUUCAUUAUUAAAAGGAAAAUUUCAGGAUAAUUUUGAAUUUUUACAAUGGUUUAAGAAAUUUUUUGAUGCCAAUUAUGAUGAAAGUCCAUACAAUGCUGAGGAAACAAGAAAUUUUGAACCAAUUCCUGCUGCCAAUUCAACAAAAACAACCCCUGCUUCAAACAAAACCUCAACAUCUAAUAAAACAGCGUCAAAUAUUUCUAAGAAUGUUCGUAAUUCAACAAAUAUUUCUUGUAACAAUACAUCUAAGGAAUCUGAAGAUUUGAAGAAAGGUGAAGUAUUAUCAAAUUGUAAAAAAGAUGAUGGUAAAGAUUGCACUGUAAAGGAUAAAAAAGAUUGUAUUGAUGAGUAUAAGAAAGAAAAUGCUACACUUGAAAAGGAGGUUGCUGAGUUAACUGAUGAGUUGCAAAAAAUGUCUGCAUCGUUACUUACAAUGGAACAUGAAAGAGAUUACUAUUAUAAUCGUUUAAAGAUGAUUGAAAUUAUGAUAACUGAUUUAGAGGAAAAUUCUCAAAUUGAAGCUGGAAAAAUUAAGAAAAUUCUUUAUACUGAUGAUGAUCAAUUAAAUGGAGAAUGUGAUGAUGAUGUUAAUGAGGAUGCUAAAACAACAAUAAUUGAUACAAAAUCAGGAAAUGGAGAAAAAAUUUUAUCAAAUGAAGACAAAGAAAAAUUUAAAAUUGAUGAUAAUGAAGUUGAAAAACUUUUACACAAUACUAAUUUCCUUGAUGAAACUGAAACUUUCUAA